CCGAGGCUGCUGCGCCGCUUCCAGCUCUAGGCUGCCGCCGCGGUCCUGUUGCGCUGUCGCUGCUGCAGCCGCCACCCGGGUCCCUUCGGCCGUGCCUCUGCGUGGGGGCUGCCUCCUCGGCUCCGGCAGCAGACACCAUGUACGGAUUUGUGAAUCACGCGCUGGAGCUGCUGGUGAUCCGCAAUUACGGGCCCGAGGUGUGGGAAGACAUCAAAAAAGAGGCACAGUUAGAUGAAGAAGGACAAUUUCUUGUCAGAAUAAUAUAUGAUGAUUCUAAAACUUACGAUUUGGUUGCUGCUGCAAGCAAAGUCCUCAAUCUCAAUGCUGGGGAGAUCCUCCAAAUGUUCGGGAAGAUGUUUUUUGUCUUUUGUCAAGAGUCUGGUUAUGAUACAAUCUUGCGCGUCCUGGGAUCUAAUGUCAGAGAAUUUCUACAGAACCUUGAUGCCCUGCACGACCACCUGGCUACUAUCUACCCAGGUAUGCGCGCGCCUUCCUUCAGGUGCACCGACGCGGAGAAGGGCAAAGGACUCAUCCUGCACUACUACUCAGAGAGAGAAGGACUUCAGGAUAUUGUCAUUGGAAUCAUCAAAACAGUAGCUCAACAGAUACAUGGCACCGAAAUAGACAUGAAGGUUAUUCAACAAAGAAAUGAAGAAUGUGAUCAUACUCAAUUUUUAAUUGAAGAAAAAGAAUCAAAAGAAGAAGACUUUUAUGAAGAUCUUGAUAGAUUUGAAGAAAAUGGUACCCAGGAAUCACGCAUCAGCCCAUAUACCUUCUGCAAAGCUUUUCCUUUUCACAUAAUAUUUGACCGGGACCUAGUGGUUACUCAGUGUGGCAAUGCCAUAUACAGAGUGCUUCCCCAGCUCCAGCCUGGGAACUGCAGCCUGUUGUCUGUCUUCUCUCUCGUUCGUCCUCAUAUUGACAUUAGUUUCCAUGGGAUCCUUUCACACAUCAAUACAGUUUUCGUAUUGAGAAGCAAGGAAGGAUUGUUGGAUGUAGAGAAAUUAGAAUGUGAGGAUGAACUGACUGGGACUGAGAUCAGCUGCUUACGUCUCAAGGGUCAAAUGAUCUACUUACCUGAAGCAGAUAGCAUACUUUUUCUGUGUUCACCAAGUGUGAUGAAUCUGGACGAUCUGACAAGGAGAGGUCUGUAUCUGAGUGACAUCCCUCUGCACGAUGCCACACGCGAUCUCGUUCUUUUGGGAGAACAAUUCAGAGAGGAAUACAAACUGACCCAAGAACUGGAAAUCCUCACAGACAGGCUGCAGCUCACAUUAAGAGCCUUGGAAGAUGAAAAGAAGAAGACAGACACGUUGCUGUAUUCUGUCCUCCCUCCAUCUGUUGCCAAUGAGCUGAGACACAAGCGUCCGGUGCCUGCCAAAAGAUACGACAAUGUGACCAUCCUCUUCAGUGGCAUUGUGGGCUUCAAUGCUUUCUGCAGCAAGCAUGCGUCUGGAGAAGGGGCCAUGAAGAUUGUAAACCUCCUCAAUGACCUCUACACCAGAUUUGACACGUUGACGGACUCCCGGAAAAAUCCAUUUGUUUACAAGGUGGAGACAGUUGGUGAUAAGUAUAUGACAGUGAGUGGUUUACCAGAGCCAUGCAUCCACCAUGCACGAUCCAUUUGCCACCUGGCCUUGGACAUGAUGGAAAUUGCUGGUCAGGUUCAAGUGGAUGGCGAAUCUGUUCAGAUAACAAUAGGGAUACAUACUGGAGAGGUAGUUACUGGUGUGAUAGGGCAGAGGAUGCCUCGAUACUGCCUUUUUGGAAAUACCGUUAACCUCACAAGCAGAACAGAAACCACUGGGGAAAAGGGAAAAAUAAAUGUGUCUGAAUAUACAUACAGAUGUCUUAUGACACCGGAAAACUCAGAUCCACAGUUCCAUUUGGAGCACAGAGGCCCGGUGUCCAUGAAGGGCAAAAAAGAGCCAAUGCAAGUUUGGUUUCUUUCCAGAAAAAAUACAGGAACAGAGUUUACUUGUGGUGUUGGCAUGCUUACGGAUGUUCUUCUGAUAAAUUAAACUCCACCUGAAGUGUUGCUCCUUUUAGGAGACAACCCAGGAUGACGACUGAAUGUUAGACGGUGGGAUGAAGAGGACCGCAGAAUGGGCUCCCGUUGUCCCCUGUCACACGCCAAGCCUAGGAGCCAUUAUUCCCUGUGGAUACAGAUUUUGCUUUGUCCUUUGCAGUUAUCCCAAGCCUUUCUCCUCAGUAUAGCUUUCAUGAUUCGUUACUCAAUCUUAGCUCUGCUUUUGAUUAUUUUCAAGGUUUAGUAUAUUACCUGAAGUUUGGCUUUAGAUGUGAAUGACGUGAGCUUUCUGUGUCUUAAGAUCUACCACAAGCAUUGCCGAGCAUGGUAAUUUGCAAGUGGUAGGCACCCAAUAAAUACUUGUUGAAUUUAAUGAAGUGACACUGAACAGUAUUUGGUCAUGUGUAUAUAUCAUAUCAUGGCUUACCAAAUCUGUUUAGUGUUCCAUGUAUAUGUCUUUGUAUAUUUUAAUGACUAUAUUAACAUAUAACAAAGUUUAUAUCGUGUUGGUAUCCAUCAUUAAAUCAUUUUCUAAAGGAGUGAAUUCUAAGUUUUAGGGGGAAAAAUGCCAUUUAUUUUCAGAGUCCCAAAAUAUGAAUUAAUAUACCAUGCUAAGAAAAUAGUGACUAUUUUGAAUUAUGCUCAUUUUCCUUCAAAAAUAGAGGAUGCACAUUUCUGUUACCAAAAUAUUUGGUUGUUCACUCAAAUCAUGUGGCAUUAUAAUUCCUCUAAAAUUCUAUCAUUUAUACUAUAUCCCGCGUAUUAAAUCUCAUUAACCACAUACAGCUGUUAUAAAAAGCUGUACUGUUUCACACUGAGCUGUUACAGUAGCUUGGGUUAAAUGUUAGGCGCUCUAACCACAUCCAAGAAUAAAAUUGAAGACACUGCUGGGAUACUCCUGAAAGAGCCAUUCUGGCCUUUUAUUUCCAGAAAUGAGCUUCUUUUUCUUAGCUUGCAAGAAUGUGAUUAUAUCCAAGCCAUCAGGUUCAGAAAAGUUACUUUAAUUUUGACAUAGAAUGCAUUCCUAAUUGAAAUAAUUGGCCUAUUGUUCUUAAAUAUCUCUGAUAAUUUAUUAAUACCUACCUUUAUAAAAUAUAGUGCAACUACUUUUGUGUAAAAAUGUUUGUCUUUAAAUUUAGCAUUUCAUAUCAGCACAUCUAUAUAUGUAUAAAUGUUCCAUGUUCAUGUGUAAGAGAAUAUGCAAUAAAUUAUUUUUUCCACUUGUCUCUAGAUAGUUUGUAUUUCAACAAAAAUGAUAUUAUUAUUGGCCAUUUUAUUACUGCCAUGUUUAGCAGUACAUUUUAUAAUUUUCCCAAUUCUUCACUUUAAAUGAAUUUUGAUUCACUAUUGUUAUACAGUUGAAUGGCUCCUCUUAGAUAGCCUUAUCCUCAAACGCUGUUUUUCUUAAGUACCAACAAAGCGGCAGAAGCAAGACUAGACCUGGAAUGAUAGCAGCCCUUGAGGAUCUCAGUCUCUUAGGAGUCAAAGACACAUAUACAAAUAAUUAAAAUAUGUGACAUCGGCAGUGAUAAGAUAAUGAAUAUUCAGAGAAUGAGAAAGGAGAGGGUAAGGGUAGUUUGGGAACAGGAGGCGGCAGGGAGACGGGGGAGGGUUUUAUGAGGGUCUCAUUUCAAGGUGAAUUAAUGCCACGGAAGCAAGGCUCCAGGCCAAGUCCAGCAGCCUACGCUCAGUGUCGCCAGCUUCUCCCCUGCCUAAUCCUCACGGGCAGCACGAAUUCUGCUCAUUGAAUUUGCUUUGCAUAAAGUUCUCUUCCUGAUUUCUAAAUCCCUUGAAGUUUCUCUGUACGGUGACCCUGAUGAUGACCACUUCGUAUUUGUUUAUUUGUUUUCACUCUUUUUUUUUAUUAUUAUUGUUUCUGGUGAAUUUCUUCACAAACAUUUUUUGGUAAGAAUUUUAAACAUAAAGAAAAGGCCAAAGGACUUGUAUAGGGUACAACUGUUCACCUGCCACCUGGAUUCUAGAGUUAUUAAAAUUUUACUAAAUAUUUGACAAUUCCCUUUUCAUCCAUCUUCUAGCUUUUUGUGGUCUGCUGGAUUUUAUUUAUUUCGUUGAGCUAUAACUCAUGUUCUAUAAAAUUCACUUUUUAAAAGCAUACAAUGCAGUGGUUUUGGUAUGUUCACAAAGUUGUACAACCAUCAAAUUCCAGAAUACUUUCAUUACCCCCAAUGUCCUGUAACCUUUAGCAGUCAAUCCCAGUUAACUGCUUCCCUUAACCCUUGGCAACACUAAUCUACUUUCUGUCUCUAAGGAUUGACCCAUUCUGAGCACUUCAUGUAAGCGGAAUCAUACAUAUGUGGCCUUUUGUAUCUGGCUUCUUUCACUUACUGUAAUGUUUUGAAGGUUUGUCUAUGUUGUACCAUAAUCAGUAUUUCCUUACUUGUUAUGGUUGAAUAAUAUUCUAUUGUAUGGAUAUACCACGUUUUGUUUAUCCAUUCAUAAACUGAUGAACAUUUGAGUUGUUUCCACCUUUGGUUAAUAUGAAUAAUACUCCUGUGACCAUCUGUGUACUAGCUUUUGUGUGCAUAUGUGUUUUCAGUUCUUUUGUGUGUCUAAGAGUUCAAUUCCUGGGUCAUUUGAAACUUUGGGUUUAAAUUUGUGAGGAACUGUUAGAUGGUUUUUCAAGGUGCCUGCACCAGUUUUCUUUCCCACCAGCAGUGUAUGAAGCUUGCAAUUUCUCUACAUCUUCCACAGCACUAGCUAUAUUGUCUGUCUUUUUGAUCUAAGCCAUUCUGGUGGGUACUCGGGGCCAUCCAUUGUGGUUUGAUUGGUAUUUCCCUAAUGACUAAUCAUGCUGAACAUCUUUUCAUAUGCCAAGUAGUCAUUUGUAUAUCUUAUUUGGAGAAAUUCCUAUUCAAAUUAUUGUCCCCUUGGGUGGGUGGGUGGAGCUGCCAGGCUACCCAUGGGGUGCCCAUUGACCGCCUGACCACCGCCCUCUGCCUGGAAGUCGUCGAGUGGAGAUGCUGAUCCAGGGCUGGAGGGGGAGUGCUGCUGGGGUGCCCAGGAUCCGCACUCCACCUCACUCCAUCCCCACCUCACUCCAUCCCGGGGCUCCACAUGGGUGAGGAACUUGGCAGUGCUCAAAGUCAGAAGAUUUGUGAACCUCUCUGAACCACAAUAUCAUCAUCUGCAAUACAGGAACGAUCAUUUUCUCCCGUGGAUUUUUCCAGAGGGAGAAAAUGGGUGAGAAGGUCCUGGCAUUUUGUUUUCUCUCAUCGUUUGUGGACAUUUUUCCUCUUCUCGUGUCUGUUCUGCAAAAUAUAAGCUUAAUAACAUCAAU
Ailuropoda melanoleuca (giant panda) is the source of this 5327-nucleotide messenger RNA. RefSeq names its product guanylate cyclase 1 soluble subunit beta 1 (gene GUCY1B1). Gene Ontology annotation, molecular function: guanylate cyclase activity; heme binding. Gene Ontology annotation, biological process: cGMP biosynthetic process; response to oxygen levels. Bases 138 to 2021 code for a protein of 627 amino acids. NCBI's taxonomy places the organism in Eukaryota, Metazoa, Chordata, Mammalia, Carnivora, Ursidae. The record is from RefSeq and is a predicted model, not a curated record. The transcript has 15 exons. Gene Ontology annotation, cellular component: guanylate cyclase complex, soluble.